AUGCAACAACAAUCAUUAACUUUAUCAUCAAUACAUUCAGAUUUAAAUCUAUUUUUAACAUCAAUUGCAUUAGAAGAAAUACUACGAAGACAACAAACAAGAAAUAGUACAACUUUUCUACCUCAAAAAGGAACUGCAUCAAACAUGGAAUAUAAUACUGUACUACAACCAUCUCUUCCUAGUUCUUCAUGGAUAAGUUUACGUAAUCAAAUGAAAAUGCGUAUACCAAAAUCGACUCUUUUAUGCAUAAUAUAUAUUCGUUAUUUAUUUCAUUAUUGUUCUUCAACACGGUCCAGUAUUGCUACAUUCCUACUAAAUAUUCAACAAGAUCAAAUUGAUCCUCGUCCAAUACUUGAUUUUAAUUGUGUAUCUCAAAGUUUUUGUUGCUCAUAUUUAUCUGAAAUGUCUCCAUCUUCACAGUCAUUUACUACUCCAUAA
Messenger RNA from Adineta steineri, 438 nucleotides. Lineage: Eukaryota; Metazoa; Rotifera; Eurotatoria; Adinetida; Adinetidae. The record is from the annotation of a GenBank genome assembly.